UCCAAGUUUAGACCAAGGAGAUUACAGAGGGAAGACUGCUCUUCAUCGUAUUUGUGCCAUCAAAGAUCCUCGUUACUUUCAGAGGGUCAUCAAGCAUUACGGGACAUUUCCCGACCAUAUUAUGGAGCAGGAAACUGAUGAUGGAGUCACUCCCGUCAUAGCGGCGUGUCAGAGUGGAAAUUCACAGCAGCUCAAGGAACUCAUUGAUCAAGGGGCCUCAAUAGUUACCAAAGAUGACAAUGGUAGGACUGCCCUCCAUUACUGUGCAGACAAUCUGGAGACACAAUGUGCUGAAAUGUUACUGGCCAAGGAUGCUAGUUUAUUAGAGGUCAAGGACAGCCAAGGGUUCACCCCUCUUCAUAUGUCAGUUAUCAGCGGGAAUGCCCCCUUACUCAAACUUCUACUCAAGAAAGGUGCAGAUAUCAGGAGUCUGGAUAAUGAAUUGCAUACCCCAACACACUGGGCAACAGUUUGUGGUCACCUUGAGAUCCUUGAUAUUCUGGUUGACAAUGGAGCUGAGCUCUCAUCAGCAGACAGUCACAAUGCCUACCCCAUACACUACGCUGCUCAGAUGAACGGAAAAGAUGGCAACCAUGCAGACUCCAAGGUUGGGGAGAAGGUUCUCAAGAAGUUACUUGACAGCGGGGUUCCUCAUGAUGUCACAGAUAAAGAUGGUCGACAACCACUAUUAUGGGCUGCAAGUGCAGGAAACACUGAAUCCAUCAAAUUAUUAGUCAAAGCUGGUGCUGAUGUCAAUGCUAUUGAUAAAGACGGACUGUCAGCAUUACACUGCGGUGCUUCAAGGGGUCACUCACACUGUAUAGAGGAACUUAAGAAACUUGGAGCUGAUGUAAACCUCGCAGACAAAAACAACUGUACACCACUAUUUUAUGCUGUCACCCUCGGUAACAAAGAGUGCACCAAGGCCUUACUAAAACAUGGUGCUGACCCCAAUCACAAAGAUGUCCGAGGGAGAACGCCUAGUCAUUGUGCCUCAGUGAAGGGAUGUGUCGAGACACUAAAAAUUUUAGACAAGAGUAAGGCAGACCUCUGGGGUAGCAGCAGCAGGGGAGACUACCCUGUCCAUGAGGCAGCCCAGGGAGGCCACUGCGAUGUUGUGAAGUACCUGCUUAAGUGGAAGAAUACACCUGAUGCUGUGAACAUUCCUAACAAUGCAGGUCGGACCUGCCUCCACAUUGCUGCUAUAGUCAAUAACCUCCCUCUCUGUAAACUUCUACUGGACAAUGGGGCAGAGAAAAACUCCCUCAUGAUGCACAAGGACAAAUCCUAUACUCCAUAUGAUGCUGCAAUUUUGAAAGGGAAUUCUGAAACUGCAGAAUAUAUCAAAGCAAAAGGAGGCAAGACUGGAGGUGAUAUUGACAAUAUUCUGAACAAAAAGGACAAGAGGGACUCGAAAUCUGCAAAAUCGAGAAAAAGUAAUUUGGAAAGUCAUAAAGAAGAGGAAGAAGGUGCAGAGCAGGAUAAGAAAUCAGAAAAACAGGAAGAGGGCGAGAAUUCUGAGAAAAAGGAAGAAAAACCAAAAUCAAAGAAAGAACUAGAAAAGGAAAAGAGAGAGGCAGAGAAGGCCAAAAAGGAAGAGGAGAAGAAAAAGAAAGAAGAGGAACUAAAAGCCAAAAAGGAGGAGGAGAAAAAGAAAAAAGAAGAGGAGAAAAAAGAAAAAGAGGAGGAAAAGAAAAAGAAAGAAGAAGAGAAAAAACAGAAGGAAGAGGCCAAGAAAAAAGAGCAAGCAAACAAAGACUCUAAAGAGGAGAAGUCUGAUAAAAAGGAAGAAGUUGUUGCUGCUGCAAUUGUAGCUGCUGUAGCUGCUGACGAGAAAGAGAACAAAAAAGACGAGGACAAGAAAGGGAAAAAGGAGAGUAAAGAAGGAAAAGAUAAAGUAGAAGAAAAGGAUAGCAAAGAAAAGGAUAGCAAGGAAAAAGAUAGUAAAUUAAAAGGAAAAGAUAGCAAAGUAGAAGAAAAAGACAGCAAAGAAAAAGACAGCACAGAAAAAGAAAAGGCUACCAAAGAAGAAAAAGAUAGUAAACAAGAAGGAAAAGAUAGUCAUAAAGAAGAAAAGGGGAAAGAACAAAAUUCAAAUAAAAAAGAGAAAGAAGAUCAGUUAGAAAGUGAUGAGGAAGUUGUUGUAGUGAAGGGCAAGAAAGUUGUUAAAAAGAAGAAGGGCUUUGAGAAAGACAAGGAAGCUGAGAAAGCAAGAAAAGAAGCAGAGGAAGCCAAAAAGGAUGCUGUGAAAGCUCACCAGGAAGCAGAAUUAGCUAAAGCUGCAGCAGAAAAGGCUAAACAGGAAAAACAAAAACAAGAUCAACAAAAGAAAAAAUCAGCAAAGCAGAAGAAAGACAGUAAAGAAGAAAGUGCUAAGGGAAAGGGUAAAGAAAAAACCAAAAAAGACGAAAAGGCAGUGGUAGCUGGUGCCAUACUUGCUAAGAACAAGAAAGUCAAAGGUCCAGGCACAAUUCAGGAAGAGGACGAGGAAGAAGAAGAAGACGAAACAACAAAAGAAAGUGGAAUUGAGGCAGAGAAAGCUAGACAAGAGGCUGAAAAGUCACAAAAAGAAGCAGAAAAAUUAAGAGAGGAAGCAGAGGAAGCAAACAAAGAGACAGAAAAAUUAAAGCAAGCUGCUGUAGCUGCUAAAGCAGCCGAGGAAGUGAAAGACUCAAAUAAAAAAGAGAAAGAAAAGUCACAAAAGGGGCAGAAGGACAAGGAAGAUCAAACGGGUAAAAAAGGAGAAAAAACCAAGGAAGACAACCAGAAAGAAUCACCAAGUAAAGAAAAGGAUAAAAAGAAUACAAGUGAAAAAGAAGAAAAACCUAAAGACAAGAAAAGUGCACCAUCUACUCCAAAGACUCCAAAGAAAGAUUCAGAGAAAGCUUUAACAAAAGAACAAGACCAAAAGGAAAAGAGUACUCCUUCAACUCCCAAAUCAGACAAAAAGGAGACAAAGGAAUCAGACAACACUGACAAAGAAAAGGAAGAGGAAAGUAAAGAAGAAACUCGAGAAGAAAAAGAUUCACCUUCUACACCAAAAGAGAAAACAGAAACUCCAAAAACUCCCAAGAAAUCAAAGGAUAGAAUUAAAGAGGAAGAACAACCAAAAGUUUUAGUACCUCCAAAGACUCCUAAGAAGGACAACAAAAAGUCAGAUACUGCAAAAGAUAAAGGAAAAGAUCCAAAAGGUUUAGAAAAGGAAAAAUCAACUGUUAGCAAAGGUGAUAAGAAUAAAAAAUCCACUGAGAAAAUAAAGAAGGAGAAAGAGAAGAAAUCAACUGAGCUGAAGGAAGAGGAAGGGCAACAGAAGGCAACAGAAAAACUCCCAAGUGAUAAAGAAACUGAGGAGGAAAAGCAGGAAGGUAAACAAAGCACAACUGAAAGGCCAGGGAGUGAUAAAAAGGUCAAAGAAACAACUGAAGAACUUGAAGGUGAUAAGCAGCUCAAAGAGGAGGAAAAGGAAAGUAGAGUACAGACACAAGAUAAACCUGAGAGUGAUAAUCAGGCCAAAGAAGGAGAGCAGGAUAGUAAUAAAAAGACGAGAGAAGAAACAGAAGAAACAAAUAUUCUGUUGGUAGGAAAACAGGAAAGUAAUCAGAAGAAGACAGAAAUCCUUGGAGGUGAUAAACAGGUUAAAGAAGAGAAACAGGAAAAGAAAGGAUCUCAAGGAAAGAAAGGAUUACAGAAGGAAAAAUCAACUGUAAGUAAGAGUGAUAAGUCAAAGAAGUCUACCAAUAAAUCUAAACUUGAAAAGGAGAAGGCAUCUACUAGUAUACAGGACGGUGAAAAGGAACGUAACAAGCAAAAGAAUAGUGUUGACAAGCCUAAGGAGGAGACUGAAGAAGAUACACUUGAUGCUGUUGACGUUGAGAAUGAACGAGUAGACAGUGGUGUUCUGUCACCUGGAUCGGUAGCUGAAGAAGUGGAUUUAGAUAAUCAUCUUCUAGGAGCUAAAGAAAAAUCAACUGUUAGUGGAAUAGUAAAGGAGAAGGAUAAUAAGAAAUCGAAAAAAUCUGGACCUGCUACAACAAGUACUCCCAAAGUAAAAAAGAGACCAAACGAAGAUAAUAAAGAAAAUAAAAUUCCCUCUAGAGAUAGUGGACGUCCAAAUACCCGCGAAAAAAACGAGUUCCAGGAAAUUGAACUUCAACCGAGUAGGGAUUCUGGACAUCAGUCCCAAUCAGAGGAACAAAAUUCGCAGACAGAAGAACACCAAUCACAGACAAAACGUAAUUUGGUGAUAAGUCCUUCUGUUUCGCCAGUUGAUUAUCAAGAACAUUCACCAUAUCAGAAGGACACCUUCAUUCAAACUCCAAAGUCAAGAUCUACCCAGAAAGACAAACAAGACGACGAAGACGAAUUUGAAUUUCCCGAAAACUCACACGAAAGCCAGGAAGAAGCUUUAAGAUUGGCAGAAAGUCGCAAGCAAUCUAGAGAAGGAACUCUUCCAGAGACUUCGCGGUAUCAGGAAUCUCCAGAGAGGCAGUCAAGAAGCAGACGGAAGGCUUCGAAAAUUCCGGACAGUGGAGUUAUUCAACCAGGAUUAAAAAGCCGUGAUAAUUCUCGUUCUAAAACACCUGUGUUGACUAACGGUCAUUCUCAACAAAACGAUGAAUAUGUAGAAUCUUCAGAGGAGGAUGACGAUGAUGUGUUAACUGACAUUAAUUUUCAAAAUCGACUCAAAAGGAUAGAAAGAGCACAACUUGCAAAUAACAGAAGAAAAGAACAAUAUCUUCUACAGCAAUUAAAAAGGACACAGAAAGUGAAUUACAAACUUGGACCGGUUAAACCAAAAACAAAGUCUAAUUUGACUCUAGCAGACAUGGAACGUAUGGACACGUCAGGACGCAGAAAAAAUGUGCCAAGACGAGUGGCUUCCAUUCAAGAAAGUGUGCGCAGGUAUCAGGACCAGAGACGUUUUGUUCGCCAAAUGCAUCAGCUGAAACGCGCUCAGAUAUAUACAGGACCUAUGCAUGACAUCGUGUUAUUCAGCAAAAUGAUGGAUGUAUAUAAACACAGCACCCCAGGAGGUAGUGAGAACGACUUGGAAAUGAGUGUGAUGGAUAACUGGGACAGUUACCUGAGAGAUUCAGACUUAAACUCAACUGACCCAGACCAGCUGAGGUUUGUUUCACAUUACUAUGAUGAGGACCCAGCUGUGAGAGAGCAGACAAAUAGGGUAAGGCGAGAGACAACAGAAACAAGGCGAGGAGUGGAGAGUCGAUCGGAAUACCUCGCACAGAGUGUGAAACGCAGAGAGGAGCACGAAAACAAAGAAAAGCAGGACUUAGACGGCAGAAUAUCUAAUAUCACUAAGAGGACAGAAGACCUCUUUGAUAAUGUGAAAGAACAAGCGGAUCAAACACUGAAAGAAGCCAAGGAGACAAACUCUGGCUUAGACAAGUAUUACCGGAAGGAGAGGUCGGAUCUCCUCCACCACUCAAGGCCCCACAGCUUCAGAAGGCUGAAGGACGAAGAAGAAAUGGAAGAACGACAUCGAUUGUUCGAGGAACGGGAGAAGGCGCGAAAAGACAAGCACACAGAGUGGCACAGGAAGAAGGAAGAUGAGUUGCGUAAACGUCUUAUGAAAGUGUAUGGAAAUGGAUCAGAAAAUGGCUACAGUAAAUCACGAAAUCUUGGUCCAAUGAAAUCUUCGACACCUCGAGUCCAUAGCCUGGGCAAUUCUCCAGGCUCAAGGCCAAAGUCCAACACGCUUUCAUCCAUAAGCGGGUCCCGCGCUCAGUAUAGCAAUGCAACAGACCAAGAACUCAGUGUUCAGAUGACAGAGUUUGGAUUCAGACGGGUAAAAAAGGCGGACGAUGGUGCUUUUGGCAAAGCUUCCAAAGAUCCAUCGCAGUGUAGUGUUAAAUCCUUAUUAUUUCAUAAAUCUGGCUCGUUGUCAGCCAAUUGGACACCCAAGUUUGACGGUGAUGUAAGACCACGAGCUGGUCUCGUUUUCGUAGAGCCAAAACUUUAUAACGAGUUUUUGAAAGAAGAGGCUGAGCUACGUAAUCAGACCGCCAUGAUGGCGAGAAGUCGCUCAACGAACAUUAACACACUAGAAGAUGACACGACAGUUUUAGAAACGGUGGAAUCGUGACAAAUAGGAAGCAUUUAUUUAAUUAGUUAAUAAAUUUAUUCAUUUGCAGAUGUGAUUGUUCUUUUUCUCUAAUACUCGAGUGCUGAGAAUGGAGAGGUCGUUGUUAAUAUUUAACUUAUCUACAGUGAAAAUCAAAGCAGGCGGGACUGAUGUAUUUCACUUGGUUCAUCAUUAUCGCAUGGAGUUAAACAAUAGAAAUUAAACGCUUGUGUAUAAACAGACUGUUCCGCGUAUUUCUCAGAAACAAACAAUAUCACUGACGUGUUUGUAAUUUUGCUAUUGUAAAAUUACGCCUUGAAUGUUUCCAAGUUAUGACGGGACAACUCUCACAAGUUAGCUGAUAGUUUGGAAGAUAAACUAUGCAUUUAUUAUCUUUACUCAAUAUUCACGAAUGUUGAAACACUUGUUUCAAAAUAUAUGCACAAGAUAUUCUGUAAAUUAGAAAACUGUUUUGUAUGUUUAUUUAAGGGAAAAAAGGUAAAUAACUCAGAAUAUGCAUGCAUUUUUCAACUAUUUUGUCUUGCAACCUGUGUGUUAGCUGUUUGUUCUACAAAUGUUCAUGUUUUAUCAUGUCAUAACAUUGUGUGUUUUCAAUUUGGAGUGUACGACACCCUUGAAUUUCGUCGUCUUCUCAAAUGUGUCAACUUUCUAUAAAUGUGUUGGAGCAGGUAUAAUUCUUUUAAACAUGAAUUUUUUAGUGGUACACAAUAGCUAAAUCUGUGAUAAACAAUUGAAAAUACGUCCAGAAUGUUUUAUUGAAUUGAUUUUGAGCAUGUUCCUUUAUGAUUUCUUUGAUAAUCCUUGCCAGUGUCUUGUGCGUAUUUGUUAAUAUAAAGAAGUGAUCCGGCUGUUUGUAGGUAGCCAUUUUAUAUGUACAAGGAAAGCAUGUAUUUUUCAAAAUAAAAAGCAAUGCUCAUGAU
Messenger RNA from Saccostrea echinata, 7023 nucleotides. Its product is annotated as trichohyalin-like. Gene Ontology annotation, molecular function: protein binding. The record is from RefSeq and is a predicted model, not a curated record. The transcript is spliced from 16 exons. Lineage: Eukaryota; Metazoa; Mollusca; Bivalvia; Ostreida; Ostreidae. Bases 122 to 6103 code for a protein of 1993 amino acids.